Messenger RNA from Rhodotorula toruloides NP11, 918 nucleotides. RefSeq lists its product as uncharacterized. Bases 1 to 918 code for a protein of 305 amino acids. The transcript is spliced from 4 exons. The record is from RefSeq and is a predicted model, not a curated record. Lineage: Eukaryota; Fungi; Basidiomycota; Microbotryomycetes; Sporidiobolales; Sporidiobolaceae.
AUGGCGAACGGCAACCUCUCGCAUUCGAUGCGGGAGAAUUACGGUACGCACGGCGUCGCAGAGUACUACAAGAUCGUCCAGGAGUCGUAUCGAAAUCCUCACUUUCCUGGCCUGAAGAAGGUGCUCGCCCAGUUUCUGGACCGAUAUGUUGCACAGGAGAAGCCAAAGGGCAUCAAGGUGCUGGAUCUUGCUGCGGGAUCGGGCGAAGCAACCGAGGCCAUACUCGCGUGGAAAGCUUCUCGAUGGCCAAAGGCGGACGGAAAGACUGUUGCGGGAGUACAGUCAGCGCGAUUACCUGAAGGAGGCGCACCAACGCUAAUCCCCCCGCCCGCAACCUCGCAACCCUCCCGCCCUCUCGCACUGCCGAUCCGGCAGCCCUUCAGCCCGCCCUCUCGAGGCCCCUCCGCACGACCCGCCGUCCGGCCAAAGCGCUCGCCGGCAACACCCGCCCUCUCCGAGCCAGAACUUUCCAUUGUUGCCUCCGACCCCUUCACAUCGCCCGCAUACCGUGCACGCAUCGGCCUCCCUUGCCUCGAGAUUUCCUUCUCCGACGUCGCAGCUGGCAAGCUGCCCGCCCCAGGUUCGACCAAACCGCCUGAAGAAGGUGACGAUGAGGUUGAGCUGUACGACAUUGUCGUGAUCUCGUUCGCGCUGCACCUUGUCGAGUCGCCCUCCGAGCUGUGGGCCUUACUGGCGGAGCUAGGGAAGCGAGCGCGAUGGCUUGUCAUCACGGCACCUCACAAGAAGCCUGAGAUCAAGUCAUCGUGGGGAUGGCGACGGUGGGAUCCGUCAGCAGCAUGGCGUCCUGCGGAAGGACGAGGGAAUGUCGGCGGAGUUGAGGGAGACGGGUACGAGAUUGUGCUCGACCGCGUCCGACUACGGCUGUAUCGAAGCGAGGCGAACUGGGAUGGCGAGUAG